Molecule: messenger RNA, 525 nt
Organism: Kwoniella botswanensis
Lineage: Eukaryota; Fungi; Basidiomycota; Tremellomycetes; Tremellales; Cryptococcaceae
Exons: 6
Coding region: 1-525 (174 amino acids)
Source: RefSeq, a predicted model, not a curated record
AUGAACAAAGUCGGCGCCGUCUUCGCCGUCACUGAUGUCCACGCUUCUCCUGUUCAACGUGCCCAAUGCUCUGCCGAUAACCAAAACUACGUUGACAAUGUGACCUGUCCCUCCAUCAACAACCUCAACUCAUUUUUAACUUACCAGGGUGAUAACGUGGGCACCAAUGCCUUUGACGUUCUGGGAGAAGUCAACAAACUGCUCGUAUCCGAUGACCCAGUGUCCACUAUCAUCAAAGAUGUUACUGGUGGUAUUGUCACCGGAGUCACCGAUGGUGUGGUCUACAACCUGAAGAAUUUGGCGUCUACCAUUCAACAACUCGACCCAGACUGCAAGUGCAAUCUGGUGGCUUGUAACAACAAUCUCAACGAUGCCAAGGUACAAUGUCAACUUUCAUCCCAAAAUCCAAUGAUUCAAGAAGGUUGUGGUGAUGCUAUCGCCGCCUGCGCUCCUUUCUACAGUCGAGACGAAAUCAACUCAUUCACCGGCUGCUGCUCUCAGUACCAAUACUCCCCAGCGAAAUAG